AUGUAUUAUAUUACAGUAGUGUACUGCGACUACAGCGGCUCGGGUCGAUCAUUGCAGUGGAUCGAGGAUUAUGUCACGCGGGACGUUCUGCCACGUCACGCCACGCGUUGCUCAGCACUAUCCGUGACAUCGGGACAGACUGAGGUUUAUAGGUCGGAGUCGAAAGAGAUUUUACGAUCAGCUGUAGGGGCUAGUGAUGAAGAUGUAGUGGUUAUUGGAGCGUCUCUGAACCAGUUCCUACGAGCUCUGAGGCCGGAGAAUGUGGUCGUGUUUGUAUCAUCACGGGAGACUGAAAGACAACUUACACCGUGGAAGGAGUUUGGGGCUGAGAUAAUCAAGAUACCAGAAACUAAAGAAGGUUUUAUUGAUCUGAACAACUUAGAGAUGAGAUUACAAGAGAAUACGGAUAAUGGAAAACGUAUGAUAGGAUUCUUUCCAGCCGCUUCAAAACUCACUGGAGUUUUGGCUGAUGAUGUAGCUACGACGUUGUUGCUUCACCAAUACGGCGCUUGGUCUUUUUGGGACUAUACUUUAGUAGCACCAACUUGUGCUGUUGAUAUGAAUCCGACUUUUUUGGGAGUUGAAGACGGUAUGGUGAAAAAAGAUGCGCUGUUUUAUAACUGCGAGAAAUUCGUUGGCGGCAUUCAAGGGCCUUACAUCACUGUUGUGAAGAAACACGUCUUCACGAACACAUCGAUAUAUCACGACGACGUUGAGGUACUAGCUGAAAGGAUAUCAGAGUACAAAUGCACAGAGGCAGUAAGAGCAGCUAUCGUAAUGCAGAUACGAGAUGGAGUUGGUCUUCAGAACAUAGCUGAUAGACAAGACCAUAUUACCAAACAUCACUGA
This is a messenger RNA of Danaus chrysippus (African queen), 849 nucleotides long. The record is from the annotation of a GenBank genome assembly. NCBI's taxonomy places the organism in Eukaryota, Metazoa, Arthropoda, Insecta, Lepidoptera, Nymphalidae.